This is a messenger RNA of Haliaeetus leucocephalus (bald eagle), 8274 nucleotides long. RefSeq names its product mucin 4, cell surface associated (gene MUC4). NCBI's taxonomy places the organism in Eukaryota, Metazoa, Chordata, Aves, Accipitriformes, Accipitridae. Bases 1 to 8274 code for a protein of 2757 amino acids. Gene Ontology annotation, biological process: cell-matrix adhesion. The record is from RefSeq and is a predicted model, not a curated record. Gene Ontology annotation, molecular function: calcium ion binding. The transcript is spliced from 25 exons.
AUGGGGUGCCGGGGACAGCGGCUGCUCUGGACCUGGGUGCUGUGGGGGCUCUGGGUGCUGCCAGCACAAGCAGGGGAGACGGGAGAGCAGCCCCUUGCCCCCACACCAGCCCCAGCAGAGCCGGGCAGCAUCUCCCCUGUGGCUGACAGCACCGGUGCCAAGCUGCCUCCGGACCUGGGCAUGUGCCAGGCAUUCCCCACCACCACGGCCACCCAGCCGGUGCACCCCUCUCCUGCCGGCAGAACCGCCACCUCUGUGGGCAGCCACGGCUCAGGCAGCCUGGUGCCACAGGUGACAGCGAGAGCGCUGGUCCCAGCCAGGACCAGUGUUACUGGCAAAUUGACUGAUACCAAUGAGGUGGUGCAGCUGGGUGAUGCUGUCACUGCGGAGAAGAUGCUGGGGCCAGCGUGGACCACAGUGCCAUCGCUCCCCCAGGACGAGCACAGCACAGGGACGUCACCUCCCAGCAUCGGCAAGAGCUCUGCUGAGCCAUAUGCAACUGCCAUGCUCCCAUCCCAGGACGUCAUGCCAGGGCUGGAUGAGGCCACCUCACCUCUGGCCACAGCAGCCAGCAUCUCAUGGGAUGCGGGCAGCCCCCUGAAGCCAGCAGCAGCCUCAGCCAGCCCUGCCACUGGCCUCUCCAGGGGUCCCCCUAGUGCAGCCACAGAGGAAGCCAGGACGGCGGCCCCACUGUCUGCUGACCCUCCAAGCGCAUCCUUUGCAAAGGUCACCUUUUCUUCUGCCACCAUUGGCAUCGGCGCGGCUACAGAACCAGGGACACGUACUUUAUCCAAAGCCGACCACAACGCCUCGCAGGACACAGGGAGUGUGCCACCCGCUCAGCUGCCUCCAGCCCUUUCACCCCGGCUCCCCGGUGGUGCCAUGCCGGGCGCAGGAGAGACGCUUUCCCCCAGCCACAGCGUGGCCCCUGGCACUGCUGGAGAUGGGCUGCCUGGAGCCAACGCCGUCACCCACCCCCAGGCCACCGCACUAGCUCCGGGCGCACCAGUUAUGGCAAUGGAUGUCACCGCUGCAGAGCAUGUCCCCACCACGUCAUUCCCAGCUCUGGGAAGCACAGGUGCUGAGCUGGUGUCCGUCAAGAGUGAGCCCAGUGCCAGAGCCACGGCAGGCACCACUUUCCCAGAGACUGAGGCCACCCCAGUGAGGCUCAGCACGAGGCUGACCCCACACACAGCUCCUGUCAACCCUGGUGGUCCCUCUCCAGGACCCUUUGUGCACUCCACGGCGUUUCUGCUCGCCCAGACCCCCUCAGCAGGCUCUGGGGCCACCACGGCAGAGGUGGCUGCAGGUGGAUCCCCUCCAGCCAGACCCAGUGUGGCCACAUCCUUAUCCCUCAUGGGUGCUGGUGGAACAAAGCCAGAUGGGGCCCCUCGAGCCGCUGCUGCGCCAACAUCUUCCCUCGGUGUGUAUGGCAUCAGGACUGGGCCAGCUGCCAAGCCAUUCUCCCUCAUUAACAACACUCCAAUUAAUGAAGUAGGGGUGGGAACAGCAUUGCUGGCCAGUGACAAUGCCACCACAAUGCUGUGGGACACCGGAGCCAUGCCAACUGUGCCUGAUGCAUCUCCCAGCCGCAGACAGCCUGGUCCCACUGCGGGCUCAGCACCCCUGGGAACUGGUGUCAUCCCUGGACCUGCACUAGCUCCACCGCUCCGGGCUGGGCCCCAACAUGGGGCAGCGACGUGGUCACCCAGCCCUGUGCCAGCCAUGGGCACAACUGUGCCAAGCACGCCAGGACUACACAGAGAAGCCAGCAUCCCCGUGGCAUUGCAAGCAGGUACCCCCCCUCUCCUGGAAGGCAGUGCCACUGCAGGGAUGGCUCUGGGGGUGUCCCCAUCCAGCAUCCCCCAAGAGACGUCAGCAGGCAUGUCCCCACUGUCUCUGGCUACCUCACAAUCAGCAAUGGGUGCUUCAGGUGACCCCCACCCCGAUUACAGCACUGCAGGGCGAGCAGAGGGGAUGACGUCCCUGAAGGUGGCCACAGAGGAGAACCCAGGUGCCAGUGCAGUGGGGCCAGCUCCCAGCCAUGCAGUUGUCACUGCCGGGCCAUCACGAGAGCCACCUGCCCGAGGGACCGAUGCUCCUGAAACCAGACCCCCAGGAGAUCUGCCUCUCCUGGCUCCCAGGGGCGGUCGCUCAGCCCCGCCAGCCAUGGCUAACCCCAGCCCAGCGCUGGCCACAGCUAGCCCCCUCCCCAGCACCGCGACUGGCAAGACAUCCCAGCCCACGACACCACCGCCCCCUGAAAAUGCAGCCGUGGAGGGAGGCAGGGACAGGUCCCAGCCGGCAGGACAUGGCAGCACCACGCAGGCAGCUCCGGGCUCAACCCCGGUUGAAAACACAAGGGCGAGUGCCACGACAGGUACCCCCGACAGCGGUCACACCACCCUGGGGACAGCCCCACCGCCGUCAGCCCCUGCCACAGCCAGUGUCACUGCUCAGCCAAGCAUGGCUGCAUCGGACCACAGCUAUCACGCUGCUGAGCCCACCACGGGCAUGGACAAAGGCAUGGACUUGGACAUGGACACAGUUUCUCCCACCAUGGGAAACAGGGCUGUGGGGCUGUCCACUGCCAUGGCUGGGGCGGCCGAGCCAGGCGCCAGCGAUGCCACCCCCUUGGCACACUCUGCCCCGGGCAGCAAAAGCCCUGUGGCAGUGGCCAUCAUGGGCACAGUGUCACCCACAGCUCCGGAGCUGGUUAUAGCACCUUCCCCUGGCCUCACUCACAACACUAGUGAAGCAGGUGUCACUGUGUCCCCUCCUGUCCCCAGGAACACCCAUCCACUGGUGGUGACACCCUCUGUCACCCCCAGCAUCACCAUCACUGGUCCAGCAGCAGGAGCAGGUGAUGCCAGCCUUGACAGGGUCACAACACCCCCCUCUGUUGUCCCCAGCAGUGCCUCCACUCCACACAGCCCCCGUGUGACGCCGAGGCCAUCCCCUGAGGCCACCGACAGCACCCAUGACCCAGCCUCAAUGGGUCUCAGCCUGGUCACUGAGGACGAGCCCAUGGCCAGGGUCUCCUCAUUGGCUGUUGGCCACACUCACGCAUGGGAGACUACAGCCGUAUCCCGGUCAGAUGCUGGCGGGGCUACCACCGCCCGGGGGGACACCACCCCCUCUGAAAGCGGUGCCGAGGGUGCAGCACCCCUAGCCAGCACCAGCAGCACCCACGUGCCUGUCUCCAACACUGCUGGCAGGAGCCCAGCCACCAUGCCAGCCACCAGCAUGUUCCCCAGCAACGCCAUCCCACCAGCCACCUCAGCCAGCAGGGAGACAUUCGCGGUGACUGCGGCCACCACAGCCAUGCCAUCUGCCCCAGCGAGGGCCACCAGCACCACCAGUGUCCUGUCCCUUGCUGUAACACGCAACAAGGCAGGCAGAAGCGGGCAACCUGUCCUAUCCCCAGCAGAACGUAACCCCUCAGUGGAAACAACUGCCGGGUCCUGGAGCGUCCUCAGUCCCAGCCCUGCCAUCACGGUGCCCAGUUCACCCCUCCCCAGCCUGCACAGCCCAGCGGAAGGACCAGCAACAGCCCCCUCGUCCCUGCUUGGUGUUGGUGCAAGCGGGGAAUCGGCAGCUGGAUGGGCCUCCUCUGAGCCAGCAACAGGCACCUCUUCUCCCAUGGCUGUCAGCAGCCGUGCCACGGGACAAGCAGCGAGCACGUCAUCUCCCAGCUUCUGGACACCUCUAGGGGCACCUGCCCGGGGGGAGAAAACAGCCAUGACUGCAGGCAGUACCACAGCCAUUGCUGUAGGCAGCACCACAGCCAUCACUGCAGAGAGCACCACAGCCAUCACUGCAGAGACCACCACAGCCAUCGCUGCAGGGAGCACCACAGCCAUCACUGCAGAGAGCACCGCAGCCGUCGCUGCAGGCAGCACCAUGGCCAUGACUGCAGGGAGCACCACAGCCAUGACUGCAGGCAGCACCACAGCCAUCUCUGCAAGAAGCACCACGGCCAUCACUGCAGGGAGCACCACAGCCAUCGCUGCAGGGAGCACCACAGCCAUCGCCACAGGGAGCACCACAGCCAUGACUGCAGGCAGCACUGCAGCCAUUGGUGCAGAGAGCACCACAGCCAUUGCUGCAGGCAGUGCAGCAGCCAUCACUGCAGGCAGCACCACAGCCAUCGCUGCAGGCAGCACCAUGGCCAUGACUGCUGGGAGCACCACAGCCAUCACUGCAAGGACCACCACAGCCAUCGCCACAGGCAGCACCAUGGCCAUGACUGCAGGCAGCACCAUAGCCAGCACUAGAGGCAGCACCGCAGCCAUUGGUGCAGGGAGCACCACAGCCAUGACUGCAGGCAGCACCAUGGCCAUGACUGCAGGGAGCACCACAGCCAUCACUGCAGGGAGCACCACAGCCAUGACUGCAGGCAGCGCAGUGGCCAUCGCUGCAAAAAGCACCAUGGCCAUCACUGCAGGGAGCACCAUGGCCAUCACUGCAGGGAGCACCAUGGCCAUUGCCACACGGAGCACUACAGCCAUUGCUGCAGGCAGUGCAGUGGCCAUCACUGCCGGCAGCACCACAGCCAUCUCUGCAAGAAGCACCACGGCCAUCACUGCAGGGAGCACCAUGGCCAUGACUGCAGGGAGCACCACAGCCAUCACCGCAGGCAGCGCAGUGCCCAUCGCUGCAGGCAGCACCACAGCCAUCGCUGCAGACAGCACCACAGCCAUCACUGCAGGGAGCACCGUGGCUGUUGCACCCACAGCCCCAGUGAGCCCAGCCAAGGAGGUGGGAGGUCUCCCAGCCCCAGGCACCGUGGCACCAGUGGGACCACCAGACACCACCAGUCCUGCCACCAACCCAUCUCCUGCCUUUGGGACACAGAGGGGACUGGCCACAGCACCAAGCACAACUGCCCGCACCACUGCUGGCCAUAGAAAUCCUGCCCCUGAGCCCCAGCCAUCCCACAGCCUUAUCAUGCCAGCAGCCUCACUCUACCCCUUCGGCAUGGAGGGAGGGGACCAAGAGUGCGUCCAGAGGAUGGUGGAUUUUAACUCCCCCCUGUUCAAGCCAGAGAUUGGAUUCCCCUUUGGGAAGUCGCUGCGGGAUGCUCUCUAUUUUACAGAUAACGGACAGAUCAUUUUCCCACCCACGGACAACUACGUCCUCUCCAACCCUAACCCACCUCCUCGAGGCUUCAGCGGCUGGGAGGGUUUGCCGAUGGUGGCCGCCUUUUGGGACGACGCAGAUUUCUCCCAGGGUGUCGGCACCACCUGGUACCAGGAGUACUCCACCCUCAGCUCUGCCCCAGACCCCCUUAUCCAUGAUGUGGAAGCAAAGAUUGAGAAAUACCUGAAAACCCCCUACAUAGCAAAAUGGACCUUGAAGGUGACAUGGGAGAAGGCUCCGGCAUACCCGUCCCAGGGGUGCCUUGGGUUUCUCCAGACAAGCACCUACCAGGCAGUCCUCACCACCGAUGGGAACCGUUCCUUCGCCCUACUGCUCUACCAGGACGGCGGGAUGCGGUGGGACUACACCAAGCUGGCUGAGGGCAACGUGCUGAUCGGCUUCUCCAGCGGUGAUGGCUAUGCCCAAAAUAAUGAGCUGACUCAAAAACCACCAGCUGUCAAGUACCGACCCGACCAGCACAGCAGCACUGGCACUGGUGUGCGCGGGCUGUGGAUAUACAGGCUGGACAGUCGCUCCCGGGUGAACUACAGGCUGCAGUGCCUGGCGUGGCUGGAUGCAGAGCCAGCGCCGGCCACCUGGAAUGACCAGCUGCCUCCAUGCCCCUGCUCCGAACCCCAGGCAGAGCUGGAUCCCCGCUACCGCCGGAGCAAAGGCCCGGCGGACACCUCCUUGAGGAUGCUGCGCACUGCAUCCCCCAGCCCGGCCGGAGCUGGGGUGCGGUGUCUGUACCAAGAUGGGAGCUUGCUCGAGGGCUGGCAGGAGAGAGCAUGGAGCCCCCCCAUCCACCCUGCCACUGACGGGGAGCUGGAGGCAUUCGACUGGUGCUGCCGGCGCGUGGGGAAGCCUCUGUUCUGUGCCAGGUUUGCUGAGAAGAGACCGAGGGUCGGCUGCGAGGGAUAUGUGCCACCCACCCCCGCUGGUGCCUUUGGGGACCCCCACAUCACCACCCUGGAUGGACUCACCUACACCUUCAAUGGGCUCGGAGACUUUGUCCUGCUGCUGGCCAGUGAUGCCCAGACCAGCUUCAUGCUGCAUGGGCGCACGGUCCGGACCGGCACGGCCCAGGCCACCAACUUCAUGGCCUUUGCUGCCCAGUAUAACUCUGCCACCACCACAACAGUUGAGUGGACCUUGGGGAACCAGGGUGACAUCCAAGUCCUCCUGAAUGAUGAAACCAUCCAGUUUUCCUAUUCCCAAGACAUGGGUGCUGAGGUGUACUACAGCCCCGGUGUCCUGCUGGUCAACGCCUCCUCCAUCAUGGCCGUCUUUGAUGCAGCCAUUGCCAUCUCCAUCUCGGCAGCCUCCGGGAUCCUCAGCGUGGUCUGCAGCCUGCCUGAUCGGUACCGCAACAGCACCAAGGGCCUCCUGGGUGUGUGGGACCAUGACCCCGCAGAUGACUUCCAGAUGCCGAAUGGCACCAGCAUCCCUGUGAACAGCAGCGAGGAGGAGAUCUAUAGCUAUGGGAUGACCUGGGCUGUCGGAGAGCACAGCCUGUUUGCUCAGCCUCUGGACUCACCAGUAAUGAACUUCACACCCAUCUUCUUGUCUCAACUGCGGCAGGAGAAUGAAAGCCAGUACCAGCUGGCAGCCUCGUGGUGCCGUGGCAGCAAGGAGUGCAUCUACGAUUCACUGAGCACAGGGGAUGUGGCCCUGGGCCUGGCCACCCAGAGCCUCGCAGCCGACUUCCAGCAGAAGAAGGCAGUACUCAAGAACGGCACCCUGACGUGGGAGCCCCACAGGACGGCACCGCUCACCGUCAACCUGGAGGCUGUUGGGUCCAACAACCUCUCCGCCCUCCUCCAGCUCCACUUCACCCUUUGCAGCUGCAGCAGGAGCCAGGAGUGUGACUACAGCGACACUGUCACCCUCAGGGGGUCCUCCCUGCAGCUGGCAGCCUGCAGGUGCGAGGGCGGCUACUCGGGUCCCUUCUGCCAGGACCCUCCGGACCCCUGCGCACAGGGAUGCUUCCCCGGCGUGGGCUGUGACUCGCACACCGGCUGCGGCCCCUGCCCGGCUGGCCUGACGGGUGACGGGCGGCACUGCUCAGGUGACAAGGGCUCACCAUGGCCACUGGGAACCCAGGGCACCCACGAGACCCUGGCUGAGGCAUUUCUCCCGGUGCCACGCUGCAUUGCCUUGGCAGAUAUCGAUGAGUGCGCAGAGGGAAUGGUGUGCCCGGGGAACGCCACUUGCACCAACACGGUGGGCAGCUACACCUGCUCCUGCCCACCUGGCGAGGAGGGCGAGGGGCCAGGCUGUGGCUCAGCCUGCGGCUCCCGCUCCUGUCCCGAGGGCUACUGCAGCAACGGGGGACACUGCCACCUGCACCCCGUCACCUGCACCCCAGCCUGCGCCUGCCCCCCGGCUUUCACCGACCAGCGCUGCCUGGUGGCAGGGGGGGAUUUUCGGCCGCUGCCCAGCACAGAUCUCCCCCGGAGAAGUGUCCAGCUGCGGGUCAGGACGCUGCAAAAUGCCACUGCUGGGGAAGUCAACGGCACCGUCUCAGCUAUCCUGGACUCCCUGGAGGUAAAGGCUUUCCAGAGCAACACCAACAUCACCCAGACGACAGACGGUGAUGGCUUCACCUUCACAGUGGUGUCUGAGUUUGCCUAUGAUAGCCGCAGCACCAUCAUCCGGUUCCUGAAUAAUUUGCUGCCGGGGGCCAUCAUCAGCGCCUUCAACGGGAAGCGGGGGCGGCGGGAGGCAGGCACACACCUCCUCUUCCAGCACCUGCACCGGGACAACAUCACCGAUGUGGUGAAGCUGACAGUGGCUGAGCUGAGGCACUAUUUCCCCUGCGGUCUGUACGGCUACAAAGGCUACCAGCUCCACUACGUGGGGACCAUCGGCUUUGUCUGCAUCUCCCCUUGCAAGAUGGGCUACUGCCAGCAUGGCGGCCAGUGCCAGCACCUGCCUGAGGGACCCACGUGCAGCUGCCUCCCCUUCUCCAUCUUCUCCCCCACCGGCGCCCGGUGCGAGCAGCUGGCCGUCAGCCUCGCCGCCUUCCUCGGCAUCUUGCUGGGAGCCCUGGCUCUGCUCUGCCUCCUGCUCGCCGUCGCCUGCCUGGCCUUGCGUCUCUGCCGCCGGCACUGCCACCGGCACCGGGGGUGA